AUGCUCACCAUCAAGCUCGUUGUCAUUGGGGCGUCCGGUGUCGGCAAGACGAGCCUUCGUGGCCAGUACAUCUCCGGCCAAUUUUCCACCGGAUAUCGUGCCACUAUCGGCGCAGACUUCAUUUCCAAGACUCUCCCACACCCACGGAUUGCAGGAGAGUCAAUAACGUUGCAGAUCUGGGACACAGCAGGCCAGGAACGCUUCUCGAGCCUGUCGUCGGCGUUCUACAGGGGCGCAGAUGCGGUGAUCCUGAUGUUCGAUGUCAACAAGCCCGAGACGCUGUACGCCCUGCGCAAGUGGUGGUCUGACUUCUGCGAGCGCGCGCCGCUGGGGGAGGAGGAUAUGGAGGGCUUCUGCUGCGUUGUUGUGGGGAACAAGAUGGAUUUGGUCGGCACGGAGCACGGCGCGCCUGACGCUGUGCCCCCCGACCGCACCUGGGAUCUCAUCCACGAACUGAUGCCGUCGCUGUUCCGUCCCCCGUCUCCACCACACGACCACCCCACCACUGAUCCCAUAAUAGCCACCCAACUAUCUGAAGACCCCAUGGAUAUCGGUGAAGGCGACGAAAGGGAUGAUGGGCGAUCGCCGCACACGCCUUCUGAGUCCAUAGCGAUCCGUUCCCGCGCCCAGCGCCGCAUAUCCCUCUCCCCGAAGCGCGGCUCCCUCCGCUCCCACUCCCGUGCGUCGUCUCGCUUCUACACCGGCACGAUGACGACCGUGAACACCAUGCACUCCACCGCCACGAUCUACCACACGCCUGCCUCGUCCAUCUCCAACGACAUUUUCCACUCCGCGCGCACGUCCCCCGAGCACUCCAUCUCCUCGUCGUCCGUGUCCCUCCCGCUGCGCGCGACGAGCCCCAAUUCCACGCGGUCGAGGAGGAACACGGCGUUCUCCACGUCGAGCGCCAGCUCGGACGGCGGCGCGACGAUCACGCCGAGCAUGUUUGCGCGGGGCCAGCGCAGCACGUCGACGCUCUCGUUGUCGACGACGACGCCGCAGGAUAACACGUCGCUUGGUCGUCCCUCCACACAUCCCCCGAGCCCAUUGCACGGCCCGCAGCUGUUCUACACGUCUGCGAAGACGGGGGAGGGAGUGCGGGAGAUCUUCGAGCAGGUCGCGCAGCGUGUCGUCGGGCAGUGGGAGUACGACGAGGCCAUCGAGGCCAAGCGGCUGCAUAUGCAGGAAGCAAGCACCGGUGCGAGUGAAACCAUCAAGGCGGGGCUCAAUCUGCAUCUGGGCGGGCGUUGGGGUGGACAGAAAGGGAAGGGGUCGAGCUGUUGUGCGUGA
This is a messenger RNA of Pleurotus ostreatus (oyster mushroom), 1290 nucleotides long. RefSeq lists its product as uncharacterized. Gene Ontology annotation, molecular function: GTP binding; GTPase activity. Gene Ontology annotation, biological process: regulation of vacuole fusion, non-autophagic. The record is from RefSeq and is a predicted model, not a curated record. The transcript is spliced from 3 exons. Lineage: Eukaryota; Fungi; Basidiomycota; Agaricomycetes; Agaricales; Pleurotaceae. The coding region runs from base 1 to 1290 and encodes 429 amino acids. Gene Ontology annotation, cellular component: fungal-type vacuole membrane; late endosome; phagocytic vesicle.